AUGACUAUCAACACCAAAGCAACGGCAACCGAGGAUCGCUCCUCUAAGCCACUUAUCGUCAUUGCUUGCACGACAAUUGUCGGACACACACUUCCAUUGCUCCCACACGCCACCGAACUUGCCAAACAAGGCUUCGACGUCUCUUUCAUCGGUGGUCGAGAGUUUGAAAGUCUCAUCCACAAAACUGGCGCAACUUUCUACCCAAUAGAAAACCUAUACUCGCUGGAGAGCCUAGAAUACGUGGAGACAAUUCCCGACCGCAUCGCACGCGGUAUCUGGAGCCUGAAAACAUAUUUCAUUGACAUUACCGCAUCCAGAAUGAAGUCACUACAAACCGUUCUGGAAAGUCUCCGCGAAAAGCACCCCAACCGCGAGGUCAUUCUCAUCCAAGAGCUCGGCUAUAUGGGCACCUGGCCAUUCCUUCUCGGCGCACCCCUACCCAAAGGUUACGAGCGAUUUCCGAAGACCUUCACAUUCUCCACCGCACCCUUGCUCGUUUCAAGCGUCGACACAGCACCGUUCGGCCGCGGUUCACCUCCCGACUCCAGCGACGACGGUCGAGCCCGCAACGCUGCCAUGUACGCAGCCGAGAAACCCGUCCGCGAUCAUCUAGUCGACUACACCAAUAGCGUGUAUGCAUCGCUUGGAGCAACCACAAAAGUAGACCAGUGGGUAUUCGACCUGUGGAGCACGGGCCAUACCAUCCUCCUGCAGCCCUGUUCCCCAAGCUUGGAGUACCCUCGCAGCGACCUUUCGCCGAAGGUCCGUUUUAUUGGCGGUACACCACGCGAGAAAAUCGACCCGUCCACACCUUUGCCUGAAUGGUGGUGUGAGCUGGAGACGAACAGACGUGCGACAGACCCGAAGAAAGUUGUCUUUGUUACCCAGGGUACCAUCAAAACUCAUUACAAGGACCUAGUCAUCCCCACCAUGCAAGCCUUCGCCAACCGGUCAGAUGUCAUGGUCAUCAGCGUGCUGGGAGUGAAAGGCGCAGUAUUGGACGAGAAUCACAAAAUACCCGACAACGCCAAAGUCAUUGAUUAUCUCUCAUAUGAUGCGGUGCUUCCGUACGUUGAUGUCUUCGUGACAAAUGGCGGGUAUGGCAGCUUUAUGCAUGGCGUGAUGAACGGAGUGCCCAUGGUGUUAGCCGGGACAGUUCAAGACAAAGGCGAAGUAUGCACGCGCGGAGAAUGGGCCGGAAUCGGAAUCAAUCUGCGAACUGAUACUCCCAGCCCUGAGACCAUCCGAGAGAGUGUGGAACGGAUAUUGAGUGACCCUAAAUACAAGGCUCGCUCAGUGGUAAUUCAGCGGGAGAACGAGGAACUAGAUAGUGUUAGCUCACUACGGCGGUGUAUCCUCGAAGACAAGUAAUCCACAUUUCAAAGUCCAAGAUAGGGUACGCGUAUCACAACAAAAAGAAUUUAUCGAAAAGCGAG
Molecule: messenger RNA, 1436 nt
Organism: Aspergillus eucalypticola CBS 122712
Lineage: Eukaryota; Fungi; Ascomycota; Eurotiomycetes; Eurotiales; Aspergillaceae
Product: UDP-Glycosyltransferase/glycogen phosphorylase
Exons: 2
Coding region: 1-1371 (456 amino acids)
Molecular function (GO): UDP-glycosyltransferase activity
Source: RefSeq, a predicted model, not a curated record